AUGGCGAAGACAGACCGCAAGACGCCGGUCGAGGGCGCUCCGAUUCCAUUACCCAGUUCUGCAAGUGAUAAUGGUACUUCGUCUUUGAGAAAUACAAACCAUGCGUUGGUGAUUACAUGGAGUUCUUUCGUUGUCACGAUCCCCAUCCUCGCACUCACGGUGGCAUUCCUGGUGCUAGUAUUCAAGUAUCGUGUGAGCCAUGGAGAUGCUCCUUUUGAGAGUCUCCGCAUGUCCACGGAGAGUGACGAAGCAAGCGCACUUUAUGUUAACAUGAACUCGAGUGUCCUGCUGUUCUUAGCUUCCUGGGCUAGCUCUGUCGCUACGAUGCUGUCCGGGUUCAUGUUAACCCUCGCCUCGUUUCCCAUAGCACGGCGUUUCUUCCAAGAUGUCCAGCGUUCUCGUGUGAAUCGCUUGCCGACCCCAUACCAAUUGGCACUGACGUUGAAGUUCCUGGAUGGAAGCACUCUCGCUGCGAUUUGGGGGUGGGUCGUGUAUCUCGUUUCGUGGAGAAAGACGCGUGCGCCGCUGACACCCCCCUUGACCACCGCUUCAUCGGUUGCGGUACUUGUGACACUGCUUGGGUUGCUGGUCGCCCUAGGAGACACCUGGCUGCAUCUUACCACCACCACCGUGGAAUUCACUCAAGUCAAGCCGGUCAGCAACCAGACGGACUAUGGUUUUGGACUCAUACCUGAAUGUCUUACGAGCAACAACUCAGUGGCAGCGCAGAGCGGAGAGCAAAUCUUAUGUAGCGUUUCCCUAGCAGUUACAGGCAGCUUCCUGAGAAACGGAACGGUCUCUCUAGGGGUUCUGAACGACAUGUCCGACCAGGCGACUGUCUCGACAUAUACCGACCCACAGGCAAACAAGUACGCCUACUUGCAAGCCCCGGGAGGGGCAUCACUGUCCAACCGGGAUUAUACGGCGACGACCUACGGAGCGAGGACGCAAUGCGAACUGAUAUCGACCAAGUGUAAAUUAAAAAACAACGCAGCGAUCGUCACUUACAACUGCUCCAGUGACUUCGCCGGCAGCUUUACUCAAACUGGCCUGAAAACGGCAUUCUUCACCAACGCCAGCAUGGCCGAAGAUAUGAGCCAGAGUAUGUACAACACGGGGGUGGGCAACCCAUACUACUUUGCGGCGGGCGAUAUCAUGAGUCUGGCCGGUGGAGAAGCGCCGAACUCCACCGAGUUUCUCAAGAGCCUUCACGGCCCAUAUGCAUUCAUCCUGGGCUGCAACACGACCAUCUACGACAUUGAGUACGAUCGGGUGAACAACACGGUAACCCGGUUUGUCCCAACGAUCAGCAACACGUCUACGAGCAACGUCUGGCAGACGAGCAUCUCUCACCUUACCAACUGGUAUCCUACGAUCGAACAGACGGCGGGAGCAGCCAUCUUGAGUGGUUCUGCCCAGGUGUUUGUGGACAACAUUGCCGAGUCAUUUAGCAAAGUCACCAUCGCCCUGGGGGCCGACACGGUCGAUCCACGACCAGCAAUAGCGGCACAGGAUCGAGAGUCAUUCCUCGUGGCGCGCCUCCCGAAGGCUCCUUUCAUCACGUUGGUCGUCGUCAGUUUCUUGUAUGUACUCUGUGGCCUGACUUUCGCUGUGCUCGCCCUGGUAGCUGUCCGACAUAAAAUACCUGAUAUCCAAGCCCGGAUGAGCAUCGCUGGUCUGGUUGCAGAUCGAUUUGGGGAUCCCUCUUCCUGGGAUAAGAAUACAAGCAUGGACCAGAUGUUCGAAGAGCAUUCUGGGAAGUCGGAGAAACGGGUUGCUAUUGAGUCGCCGGAUCUUGAUGGGGCGCAUCGAUUCACAACCCGGACGCUGGAAUCGACUGUUGUUCACUGA
Messenger RNA from Aspergillus bombycis, 1851 nucleotides. RefSeq lists its product as uncharacterized. The coding region runs from base 1 to 1851 and encodes 616 amino acids. The record is from RefSeq and is a predicted model, not a curated record. Lineage: Eukaryota; Fungi; Ascomycota; Eurotiomycetes; Eurotiales; Aspergillaceae. The transcript is spliced from 2 exons.